Messenger RNA from Helianthus annuus (common sunflower), 426 nucleotides. Its product is annotated as secreted RxLR effector protein 161-like. The record is from RefSeq and is a predicted model, not a curated record. The transcript has a single exon. The coding region runs from base 1 to 426 and encodes 141 amino acids. NCBI's taxonomy places the organism in Eukaryota, Viridiplantae, Streptophyta, Magnoliopsida, Asterales, Asteraceae.
AUGAGAUUGAUACCUUAUGCUUCAGUAGUAGGAAGUUUGAUGUAUGCUCAAGUCUGUACUCGUCCCGAUAUUGCACAUAUUGCUGGAAUGCUAGGCCGGUAUCAAUCUAAUCCCGGCCUAGAUCAUUGGAAAGCAGCAAAGAAAGUGUUGCGAUAUCUACAAGGAACGAAAGACUAUAAAUUGACAUAUAGAAGAACUGACAACUUGGAAGUAGUAGGUUAUUCUGAUUCUGACUUUGCUAAAUGCAAAGAUAAUAAGAAAUCGACUUCGGGGUACAUCUUUAUGCUUGCAGGCGAACCAAUUUCAUGGAGGCGUCAUACAGCUAACAACAACCUCAACGAUGAUCGCAGAAUAAGUUGCAGUGUACAAUGCAACAUGCCAUGGGAUGUUGUUAAGAAAUCUCAUCACUGGAGUCAAAGUCGUUAA